This is a messenger RNA of Cannabis sativa, 1888 nucleotides long. RefSeq names its product probable xyloglucan 6-xylosyltransferase 5. Gene Ontology annotation, cellular component: membrane; trans-Golgi network; endosome. Gene Ontology annotation, biological process: xyloglucan biosynthetic process. The transcript is spliced from 2 exons. Bases 42 to 1418 code for a protein of 458 amino acids. Gene Ontology annotation, molecular function: hexosyltransferase activity. The record is from RefSeq and is a predicted model, not a curated record. NCBI's taxonomy places the organism in Eukaryota, Viridiplantae, Streptophyta, Magnoliopsida, Rosales, Cannabaceae.
UUUUAAAUAUAUAUAGUCGGGGAAAAAGUUUACAGAGAAAGAUGGGGCACGAGAGCUUUACGGCUCAGAAGAGAAGUGGAGGAAGUGUGUUACCGACUAGUAAUAAUGGCUCAGCUGUCAAUGGUAGAAGUCGUGGAUUUGGGAGCUUACCUCGUGGCCGUCAGAUCCAAAAAACCUUCAACAACAUCAAGAUUACCAUUCUGUGUGGUUUCGUUACUAUCCUUGUUCUACGUGGAACAAUCGGAGUCGGAAACCUUGGCGGCUCCGAUUCCGACGCCGUCAACCAGCACAUCAUCGAAGAGACGAACCGGAUCCUCGCCGAGAUCCGAUCCGACGGUGAUCCCAACGACCCGGAUGAGCUUGCCGACUCUGAGAUCAAUCCUAAUGUUACAUAUACUCUUGGCCCCAAGAUCGAAAAUUGGAACCAGGAGCGGAAAGCCUGGCUUGAUUCGAACCCGGAGUUUCCCAGCUAUGUGAAUGGUAAGCCUCGUAUUUUGCUCGUAACUGGGUCGCCACCUAAGCCUUGUGAUAACCCAAUUGGGGAUCAUUAUUUGCUGAAAGGGAUUAAGAAUAAGAUUGAUUAUUGUAGGCUUCAUGGGAUUGAGAUUGUGUAUAAUUUGGCUCAUUUGGAUAAGGAGCUUGCUGGGUAUUGGGCGAAAUUGCCAUUACUUAGGCGUUUGAUGUUAUCCCAUCCUGAAGUUGAGUGGAUUUGGUGGAUGGAUAGUGAUGCAUUGUUUACUGAUAUGGUGUUUGAGAUCCCAGUUUCUAAGUAUGAUAAUUAUAAUUUGGUUGUUCACGGGUACCCUGAUUUGAUGUUUGAACAAAAAUCUUGGAUUGCUUUGAAUACUGGUAGCUUUUUGUUUAGAAAUUGUCAAUGGUCUCUGGAUUUGCUUGAUGCUUGGGCUCCAAUGGGUCCAAAGGGUCCGGUUCGAGAAGAGGCUGGGAGGGUUUUGACUGCCUAUCUCAAGGGAAGGCCGGCGUUUGAGGCAGAUGAUCAGUCAGCAUUGAUAUACUUAUUGCUUUCACAGAAGGACCAAUGGAUGGAUAAGGUGUUUCUUGAGAAUUCAUACUACUUACAUGGCUAUUGGGCUGGUUUAGUUGAUCGUUAUGAAGAGAUGAUAGAGAAGUAUCAUCCAGGAUUGGGAGAUGAGAGAUGGCCAUUUGUGACCCAUUUUGUGGGCUGCAAGCCUUGUGGGAGCUAUGGAGAUUACCCGGUUGAGAAGUGCUUGAGCAGUAUGGAAAGGGCAUUCAAUUUUGCAGACAACCAAGUGCUUCAGCUGUAUGGUUUCAGGCACAGGGGCUUGUUGAGUCCUAAGAUCAAGAGGGUCAGGAAUGAGACAGUCACUCCUCUUGAGUACGUUGACAAGUUCGAUAUUCGGCGGCAUCCUGUCCAGGAGAUUAAGGGGUCGAAGAGCUAGUUAGUAAUACUAUACAAUCAAAUCUUUCAUUGUGUGAGAUAAUCUGUAGGCAAUGUUUUAAGUCAUCAACUACAGAAACAGAUCUAAUAUUGAUAACAGUUCACAUCUUGCAUGUUGAUGAAAGGACCAACUUGGGUCAUGUUAAUGUACGCUUGAUCUGAUUUUAAUCCCUUUUGGCAUCAACUGUGGGUUCCCAUGACCAUAAGAGCUAACCGUGGCGUACAUUCUCUUUAAUUUCAUAUAGAAAACUACACCAUAUAACCUGUUCUUCACUGUGCGUCCUCUUGAUAAAGUGCAAAGGGUUGUAUUUGAUUUCUUUUUCUCUUUUGUCCUUUAUCCCACUUUUAUUUUAUUUUUUCGGUUAGCUUGAGAAAAUGUAUAGUGUAGUUUCUAGUCAGAUCACAUUAUUUUACAGACCAUUGAUUUUUUAAUUCCCGGAAGGGAAAAUGCCAUAAACUGUAAUUUUCUUA